UCACAUCUUCUACAGAGACAUCUAGUCGAACAGUCGGACUCACGAGGCUGGGAUCCCGGAGUCGUACACAACUGCAUGUGCCUUGAGCCUGGAAACUUGUGGUACUUGAUUCAACAAUACCCAGGCAUAGGUACGAGCGACAAGCUCCCUUUUCGACUGCAGCAAGUCAUGCUCGAGGCACUGAAUUAUCACGCAUCCCGAGGAUGGAUCCAUCGGGACGUCAAGCUC
Molecule: messenger RNA, 228 nt
Organism: Cladophialophora carrionii CBS 160.54
Lineage: Eukaryota; Fungi; Ascomycota; Eurotiomycetes; Chaetothyriales; Herpotrichiellaceae
Exons: 1
Source: RefSeq, a predicted model, not a curated record